GAGGAGCAGGCGCAGGAGGGGCGAGGGCUGCCGGCCCGUGCCCAAAGCCACGGGCCCUUCGGCCGUGCUCCGGCGCCCACCCACCCCCCCGCGAGCCCCCUGCUCUUCGGAGGAGGGCGCGCUCGCCGCUGCUCGGCGCUCCGUGGGCCGCCGGCGCGGCGCCGCAGCGCACGAUUCUCCGCGCAGCAGCUUCUCCUCAGCUCCCCGCCCCGGCGGAGGAGAAGAAGGUUCGGGGCGGCGAGGAGGAGCGGGGGCGCCUUCUUCCCCUCUUCGCUAUGUCGGCGGCUCGGCACGUUCGGCCGCACCGCCGCGCCCGCGCGGGGGGGGAUUUCAACAGGGCCGCGGCUCGUAGGGCCGAGGGGCAUGACAGAGAAGGAGAAGGAGAGGUAUCGAGGAGGGCGAGGAGGGCGGGCCGCACGGCGGCGGGGCGGCCUCAGGCGGGCCUCCGCCUCUCCCGGUCGCGCCGAGGGCUCCGGCUCAAUCACGCCGUUGCCGCCCCGCAGCUUGGAGAGGAGCCGCUCUGCGGCGAGUUGGACGCCAGCGCCCUCUCCUGCGGCGCGCCCCGCGGCGGCGAAUUGCGGCGGGACGGGGCGCGCACCUUUAAGGUCAUUUUCAGCACGCAGGGCAGAUCCGGGACCGCCUCCGAGACUCACUCGGCCGCCGAGCACUGCUUGCACUCGGACGCCGAGAUCGCCGUGGCCUCUGUCAGUGCCCCAGCGGUUCCGCCGGGCAUCUGGCAGCCAAAAGGUUUUGCGCCCGAGGCCCCUGCGAUGCAGUUGGACACGCUGUUCACGGCUCUCGGCGUCGUUGCGCCCGCCGUCGAAGUGGCUGUGCCCGAGGAAAUGAGCAAGCACACAGCCACUCCGGAAGCUGCUGGCAGUUUGUCUGGCGGAGCGGAGGAUCGGGCCAAGCCGGCCCUUGAGCCCGUGGUCGACGGACUACCGCUGGACCGCUGUCGAAAGCUGCUUUAA
Prorocentrum cordatum is the source of this 971-nucleotide messenger RNA. NCBI's taxonomy places the organism in Eukaryota, Dinophyceae, Prorocentrales, Prorocentraceae. The record is from the annotation of a GenBank genome assembly.